CGACGAUGCUGUCGGGACUGCGCGCCGGAGUCCUCUGCGGCCUGGCCAUGGUGAGGCCGGCGGGCCGGGGACGGUGCCCCAGGCGGCCCGCCUGGGCGCAGGUGCACAGCCCGGGCGACCGGCCCGUCGCCCCGCCCCUGGCGGUAGCACUCGCCCCGCCCUCCCGGCCGGACCAUGACGUCAAGGGGGCAGCGACAGUGAUCGGUACGCGGAGUCCACGUUUCCUAGGAAACGGAGAUGGGGUGGGGGCGUCUUCGUGUGCUCUUGCGUCAUUACGCUCCUGCGCGCAAGUCUCCGAGUCUGGGGGUGGGGCUUCGCCAUUCCGAGGGGAGACCGGGAAGUGGCGUUUACCGAGUGUUGCCUCGGAGACCAGGGCAGGGCCCGAGGGCCGUGGGAUUGACGCCAGUGGACGCCCUCAGGUGCUGCAGGAGGCCGAGGCCGAGGCCCAGGCCCCGGGCCCGCCCCGCGUCCCUGACACAUCUGACGUCGCGGCCGCGCUGCUUGUGUCUGACGGGACCCACAGCGUCCGGUGCCUAGUGACGCGGGAGGCCCUGAACGCCUCAGACUGGGAGGAGAAGGAGUUCGGCUUCCGAGGGGCAGAAGGCCGGCUGCUGCUGCUGCAGGACUGUGGGGUCCGCGUCCAAGUCGGCGAAGGCGGCGCGGCGGCGGAGUUCUACCUCCAGGUGGACCGCUUCAGCCUGCUGCCCACAGAGCAGCCCCUGGAACGGGUGAUUGGUUGCAACCAGGACCCGGAUGUGCAGAAAAAGCUAUUUGACUGCCUGGAGGAGCACCUUUCAGAGUCCAUCUCCCCCAGCGCAGGCCUUUCACUGUCUCAACUUCUGGAUGAGGUGCAGGAGGACCAGGAGCAUCAGGGGGCGCUGGUGCACCUGGCUGAGAGCUGUCUGAUGCUGACAGGCCCUUGCACAGCGCCCCCCCUCACCCGCUGGGCCUCCACCCGCUGUAGGGCCACGGGAGAAGCUGUGUACACUGUCCCCAGCUCCUGGCUGCACAUCUCAGAGAAUGACCAGCGAGUUCUGAGCUCUCUGGGCCCAGGCCCCAGUGCCCAGGCUCCAGAGCUGCCCCCACCAGACCCAGCUUUGCAGGACCUAUCGCUGACUAUCGUCUCUCCUUCCUCACCUACUUCCUCAGGAACCCCAGCUUUACCCAGCCACGUGUCCUCAGAGGAAAGCGGUGCCAGCAUCAGCCUUCUGCCUGCCCUGUCCUUGGCAGCUUCAGACCUAGUGCAGAAGGGCAGCUCCCAGGCUGUACCAGCCAUCUGUUCAGCCCAUGGCCCCCUGCCCCCUGGCUCCCCACACUCUAACCCUGUACCCAGUUCCCCACUCCUGAGCUGCACCCCAAGUCUGUCACCCCUUGGCCAUGUACCCAGCCCACAUCAGGCCACUGUGACCAAGGCCCAGAAACCCAGCCUGGAGUUCAAGGAGCUAGGGUUGCCCCUCAAGAACUGGCAUCACUCUCCAAGGACAAAAAACGCCACAGGAGCCCUGGAAUCCACUCCCGUUUGGGACCCUCCAAAGAGGCAUCGUGAUGGUUCCGCCUUCCAGUAUGAGUACGAGCCACCCUGCACCUCCCUGUGUGCCCAGGUCCAAGCUGUCAGGCUUCCUCCCCAGCUCGUGGCCUGGGCCUUGCACUUUCUGAUGGAGCCACAGCCGGAGUCUGAGCUAACCCAGGUGUGAGGGAUCACGUGGGCAUGUGGGCGGAUGUAUGCACACAGAUCCCCGGCUGAAGAUCGACAAACAGUGUUCCACACUCUGCUCCUUUGAGUUUUUUAAUAAAAUAAUCUCAUG
This is a messenger RNA of Nyctereutes procyonoides (raccoon dog), 1805 nucleotides long. RefSeq names its product ACD shelterin complex subunit and telomerase recruitment factor (gene ACD). Gene Ontology annotation, cellular component: chromosome, telomeric region; telomerase holoenzyme complex; shelterin complex. Lineage: Eukaryota; Metazoa; Chordata; Mammalia; Carnivora; Canidae. The transcript is spliced from 12 exons. Gene Ontology annotation, biological process: telomere maintenance via telomerase; telomere capping. The record is from RefSeq and is a predicted model, not a curated record. Bases 6 to 1694 code for a protein of 562 amino acids. Gene Ontology annotation, molecular function: telomeric repeat DNA binding.